AUGGCCAUGGAGGCUUCAGAAGCCAACCGCGCUGCAAGCGUGCAACAGGUGCUGACUAUGUCCCCGGUGGGCUCAGCUUUGCGGGUGCGCAUGCGCAUGUUCCCGGCGCUGGUGAACUGCUGCACCAUCGACUGGUUCCUGCCCUGGCCCGACGAGGCAUUGCUGGGCGUGUCGGCCCGACAGCUCUCAAAUAUGCAGGGCAUCAGCGAUGAAGUCAAGGAGUCUGUGUCAAAGGCCUGCUGCUUCGUGCACCAGGAGGUGAUCCGAACCUCCUUCAUCUUCGAGGACCGCCUGAGGCGCAAGGUCUACGUCACUCCCAAGUCGUACCUGGACCUCAUCAGUUUGUACCUGGAGAUGAUCCAAGAGAAGAAGGACGAGAAGGACAUCUCGCUGAAGCGGCUGCAGACCGGCGUGGACAAGAUCGAUGAGGCCAACCAGUUUGUGAACAGCCUCCAAGAGGAGCUCACAAAAUUGGCCCCGGUGAUCACCGAGAAGAUCAAGGAGGCAGAUGAGUUGGUGCCAGUCGUCACAGAGGAGCAGAAAAAGGCUGAAGUGAUCAAGGAGAAGGUUGCAAGCGAAGAGGUUGUGGUCAGAAAGCAGGCGGAUGAAGUGAAGGCCAUUGCGGAUGACGCGCAGAAAGACCUCGACAUUGCCAUGCCGGCUCUUGAGAGCGCCCUGAAGUCUUUGGAUGCCUUGGACAAGAAGGACAUCCAGGAGAUCAAGUCCUUCGCGAAGCCACCCCCUCUGGUGAUGAUGACCAUGGAGGCGGUGAAUGUGCUGCUGCAAGAGAAGCCGGACUGGGACACUGCCAAGAAAGUGCUGAACCGGCCCACCUUCUUGCAGGACUUAAAGUCCUACGACAAGGACAACAUUCCGGAGAAGGUGCUGAAACAGCUCUCCAAGUAUGUGACCAAGCCAGAGUACACAGUGGAGGCAGUGGGAAACCAGAGCAAGGCUGCGAAGAGUCUGUGCAUGUGGACCUAUGCCAUGGACACCUACUCGAAGGUGGCGAAAGAAGUGGAGCCCAAGAAGCAGAAGGUGGCUGAGCUGAACGACAAGCUGGCGAAGGCCAAUUCGGAGCUUCAGGCGAGCCUGGAGAUGUUUAUGGGC
Effrenium voratum is the source of this 1110-nucleotide messenger RNA. The record is from the annotation of a GenBank genome assembly. Lineage: Eukaryota; Dinophyceae; Suessiales; Symbiodiniaceae.